Kalmanozyma brasiliensis GHG001 is the source of this 3372-nucleotide messenger RNA. RefSeq names its product Histone deacetylation protein Rxt3. The transcript has a single exon. NCBI's taxonomy places the organism in Eukaryota, Fungi, Basidiomycota, Ustilaginomycetes, Ustilaginales. Bases 1 to 3372 code for a protein of 1123 amino acids. Gene Ontology annotation, biological process: clathrin-dependent endocytosis; clathrin coat disassembly. Gene Ontology annotation, molecular function: clathrin binding. The record is from RefSeq and is a predicted model, not a curated record. Gene Ontology annotation, cellular component: vesicle; intracellular membrane-bounded organelle; cytoplasm.
AUGCCACCACCGCCUCAUCACAGUCAGCAUCAACAGCAACAACAACAACGAUCACCGCCCGGCGGAUCUUCCUACAACCCCGCAUCCUCACGCAACUAUCCCGUCUCGCCAUCGGCCGGCAGUGCUGGCAGCGCCGGUCAUCCUCUCCAGCCUCUUCGACCACCCUCGCGCACCUCCUCUGCCAUGGAUGACCCGUCACGAGAUCGCUGGCGCCAACCGGGUCCCGGUCCUGCUCCCGCGGGUCGAUCCGAUGUGAUGAACAUGAACUCGCUCCUCGGUCCUCCCGGUGCGGCCGACGCGUCCGAUCCUCGACAGCAUAUGAUGUACGACCGCGAACGCGACAAUCGAGGCCGCUCCGAUCGUGAACGCGAAUGGGAAUGGGAAAGAGAACGAGAACGCGAGCAAUGGGAACGAGAACGUGAGCGCGAUCGAGUACGCAGCUCGGCCGGCGCCUAUCCUGGUGGGCCUUCCUCUCGCACUGCCCCGCCGCCGCCACCACCGCAUCCCAACGACCGCCGCUCGCCCAUCCCACCCUUCGGCCCCACCAGCCCGUCUUCGCAGUCCGGUCCACCUCGACGCAAGUGGAGCGGCUCUGAGCCGGAUGGCGCUUCUGCUGCUUACCACCGAGAACGCGAAUGGGAGCGCGAGAGAGAAUACGAGUUCGAACGCGAACGCGAGAUGCGAUGGAGAGCGUCGCAACGACCUGCAGGUGGUCCUGACAUGCCGCCUUCGCAACACGUUCGAGUGCCCAGUGGCGAUAUGAGGUACGCUGUCGGUGGUCCAGCACCUGGAAUGCCAGGAGAGCCAUCUCGCAGCCCUCGCGAACCGUAUGCUUCCUCGCUGCCGCCUCGCCGAAGCCCUAUUCCUGGAGGCCGCGCAGGUCCCGUCGGCGGUGGUCGAGGUCGCGAACCCAGCGCAGACGUUGCGCUCGCAGCCAUGGGUCCAGAGAGCUCGCCUCGCCACGCACCCUACCUCGGUGGGCCCUACGACGACCCAAGAGCCGGCUCCAUUCCCCCAGGUCACUCUAGUGGCAUGCUUCCACCUGCCGGUCGCUCACCCGAGCGCAUGCGCGCUCCUCUCUCCUACGGUCCUUACGACGGACCCAUGUCCGAACGAGAGCUCAUGCAGCGCGAACGCGAGCGCACUCGAGAACGCGACAUGAUGGGCGGCGAUCGAUACGGUCGUCGCAUGCACGAGCCUAUGGUCAUGGACGACCCCUACGACCGGUACGGUCCUCGGGGUCCACCUUCUCUCGGUCCUCCUUCCGCCAAAUCUGCCAGCGGUCGACCCUACGACGAGCGUGGACCCCCUCCACCUCUUCCUUACCCACCCACCAGCCCAACACAGAGCCGAGACGGCGAUCGACGCAAGGACAAACCCAAACCACCUCCCUCGCAGCCCUCGCGCGAGUCCUCCGUCCCUGCACCCUCCCGUCCCGGCUACGACCGUCCUCCACACUUUGACCACCCGCGCACCGGCCCACCACCCCCCAUGGGCAGUGGCAAACUCGAGCCCUCCCGCCGCGCGCCUCUGUCACCCACAGCCGAACGCGGUGCCCCCUUCCCGCACCGUCCACCGUCCAUCCCACCGUACGAGAGGGAGCGUGACCUUGCCCUUGCGCGCGAACGAGAACUCGAGGCCGAGCACGAAAGGGAGCGUCUUCGUGCAGCCCAACGCGAAGCCCGCGAACGCGAACUCGAGCUCGAGCGCGAACGAGAACGACUCCUCCUCGAAGAGCAGGCACGACAACGCGAGCUCGAGCUGGAGCGCGAGGCGCGCGAACGCGAGGAGAAGGAACGCGAACGACGCGAGCGACGACGCGAGAAGCAAGCUGAAAAGCAGGCCGCUCUGGAGCGUGAGAGGGAGUUCGCCGCCGCCACAGCGAUGCCAAGCAUGGAGGAGGCGUUGAUCGCGACCGCGCAGCAGGCGGCGGCGGUACAGGGGAGACCGCCGAUGUUGGCUGAUUUUCAUGCGGCCGCGCAGGCGAUCGGGUGGCCGCCGGGGGUGCCGUUGCCUGCGGGACUGUUUGCUGCGCAGGAGCAGCAGCCGCACGUGGUGAGGGAUCCGAACGCGGGCCCGAGGGUAGACAGCGAGCCCGUGUGGUUGUACUUGGAGCUGUGUGAGCGGGAUGAAUCGGUGAGGAGGGCAGAACGGUUGCCGCUCGACGCGGAGGAGUCGAAGGAUCCCGUCGCUGCUGGUGACGCUGAGCAGGAGGGCGAAAAGACUGCACAACCUGCUGUCGAAUCACCAGCAGAAGCGCCAUCGGCACCCACUACGGACACCCCGAUCGUCCCAACGCCCCUCGACCCGCUACCACGCCACCUGAUCGGAAUGGACAAAGGCCGUCCCGUCCGACACCUCGGCUCCUUCGCAUACGACCCCACCGUCGACCCCCUCUUCCCUGCCGAGCUCCUCGCACGCAACGUCGGCUCCACGUUGGAAGUCCGCAUCCCGGGAACACUGCUCAGUUCAGCCGGCGAAGGCCCGCGAUGGGACGCUUAUCACAAUCUCGAACGCGACUGCCUGGCGCGGUGCGAGGUGGGCGAUCCGCUCAAGGACCGAUUGGAUGGCCCACGUGGCACCCUUGCGCUCAACGGCGCAGGUAACGGAUGGAAACUCGGUUGGAGGGGCAAGGAGCACGCCAGGAUGAGUCUGGAGAUGCGUAUUGAGGAGCGGGUCGCCGAAGGACAGCUGUUCGGCUCUGCACCCGCUUCGAACCCACCAUCUGAGGAGUCGUCGGAGAAACAGCCGGAGGGGGAGAGUGGCGCAGGCUCACCAUGGCGUUUCUGGCGACUCAAUCCGUUGCUGCGGCGCAAGCUGUGGGGCACAGACGUGUACACGGACGACUCGGACGUGUUGGCCAUGUGCGUCCAUGCGGGCUGGGUGGAAGGGCCAAGUCUCGAGUCGGAAGGCAUUCCGGCAUGGGUGCCGCCCGGACGCGCGGCCAGGGCGUGGACCGGUCUCACCCCUCCCACGCCCACAGCGAAGCAGGAGCCAGGAAAGGCGGGCAGGCCGUGCGAUCUCAGCGUGAUCCUACGCAUCGCACCCAAGCUCAUCGCCUACAAGGGCUGUCAGCGCGGCGGCAUCAAGUCUAGGUCCUGGGGCAACUCGCACGAUGGCGUCAGUCUGGUCGUGGAAAGUGUCGAGCUGAAGCAGCCGGGCUAUGCCCAGGGCAAGGGGAGGAGGAGUGCCAAGGGCCGGAUCGAUCAGCUGGCCGCGUACAGGUGUGUGGUAGAGGGCACGGUGGUGAAGCGGGAUAAAGAGGGACUGGAGAAGGUGUUGCGAGAGACACAGAUGGUACGCCUGGGGGACGUCGUUAAGGAGCUCCAAGGGAAGGAGGGGAAGAGGCUCUUUUGGGAGGUCGAGACGUGA